Biomphalaria glabrata is the source of this 7338-nucleotide messenger RNA. Its product is annotated as coiled-coil domain-containing protein 186-like. The record is from RefSeq and is a predicted model, not a curated record. Lineage: Eukaryota; Metazoa; Mollusca; Gastropoda; Planorbidae. The transcript has 21 exons. The coding region runs from base 448 to 4236 and encodes 1262 amino acids. Gene Ontology annotation, molecular function: small GTPase binding. Gene Ontology annotation, cellular component: trans-Golgi network. Gene Ontology annotation, biological process: vesicle cytoskeletal trafficking.
GUAGAUCAUCUACUGUAGUACUGUCGAUCUGUCUUCCACAAAUGGCACAAUACAUUAUACUUUAUACUCACUGAGUGACAAUGCAUAAUAAUAUUCUAUCAAUUGUUUAUUUAGUCUAGAUCUAGAUUAUUUCUAGAUCAAGUUCUAGAAUCGAGAUGACUCAACUGACUCUAGAUUUCUACAUGUUCAUGAUGUUGGUCUUUUGGAUUUUUGGAAGGAAUCAUUAUCAUGAUGAAUGUAUCUCUAUUCUAGAUCUAGAUCUACAACUGUUUACUGUGAACCACUGAACUCUGAAGUGGACUGAACUAGACUAGUGUCACUAGUCACUAUCAGACCAGUGUAUCACUAGGGACAGGGACUGACAAUACUCACUAGAAUCGUCACUACAGUACUACAGUGUCUACAGGCUAGACACACUUAUCACACUAGGCUGUGAGUCUUUGAAGAAUGAGCUGGGGUGAACAAGAAAGCAUAGCAGAAUCAUUAGAAAAUCCUGAUCCAGAAGAAGAUUUAGAUCUGCCACGCAGACAAAAUGAAGAUGUUGAAAGACCUGAAGACGACCUGGGUGUACCUAUUGUUGAAACAAGUGCUUUUUUUACAGAAAACAAUGCAAGAACCACUGACAAUUCAGCUGUUUCAGAUCAAAUUGACAAUGAGCCUAAUGUUACUAGUGAUGAAAAGGAUGUACAUUGUGUCAAUGCAUUAGUUGCUCACACUGAAGAUGGUGCAGGGCUUGCAAGUUUAUUAUUAGAACAUGAUGCAAUACCCGUUUCUAACAUUGAGACUGAUUGCAAGCACAUUUGUAUUGCAAAUUCUGAUAAAAAUCUGGUUGCCAAAUCAGAUUUGAACAUUAGUGAAUCUAGAAACACUAGCAUGUCAGAAGUUGAACAACCCACCAGGAAAGUAGAUCAAUUUGGGGAAAGAAACACUCUUCAGUUCAGUGGUGAUGUUGAAGUAUCAAAUAAUCUUGAUGAUGCACCUGAGGCUGAAAUAGCUGGUAUCUGUGAUAACAGAGAUUCACACAAUGAUGAAGAUAAUAUGAAUCUACAUGGUUCUCAUCCUAUUUCCAGUGUUAACUCCAGUACUGAUGACACUAGCUUCUCGUGUACAGCAAUUCAUAUUCAGACAGAUGCAGUGGCUGAUCAGAGAACUAUUCCUAAUGAUGAUUCUAUUGAACAAUUAAGUAAUGAGGUGUCAGACAUGCUUGCCCCUGAAUGUGAUAGACAAGGGGCAGCUCUAGCUACAGCUGCUGUAGUAGAUGACAGUCAUGUAACAACAGAAAGUCAUACUGACUUUGUGCCAGCAACUGUAGACAUUCAUGAACAAGCAAAUUUUGCUAAUAAUGAUUUUAAUAACUCAAAAGUUCCAAUGGGUACUGUUGAUGUACUUGCCAGCAGUUCGUGUAAAUUUACUUUAUCUACACACAUUCCUUCUAGUGAUGCUACCUCAGAAGCCACAGACUUGGUGUCCAAUUCUGCUAAGCUAGAGUCCUCUCCUGCUGAAAAUUAUUCAUUGGUGCAUAACUUAGAAAAUGCUCUUGUGCCUCCUGAGGAUCACAAUUCCCCAAAUGCAAUAUGUAAUUCCAUUCAUCAAGACUCUCAUUCAGACAAAGUCAAAACAAUCAAUCUUUCUAAUGAUGGGAAUAGAGCAUCAAAUCCUCCCACUAUAGCAUUUUCUCAAGAUGAGAGCUGUUUUAACCAGAUAACAAUUAUGAACCAAGAGGUUGUUCUUCAGAAUAACACUUGCACCAGUCCUUCAAAACAGCUUUCUCUUAACUCAACAUCAUCUUCUUCUCAGCAGUCAUCACCUUCUAGAUCAGUUUUUGCACACACUGAGGAAUAUGACUCAAACAGCUUACAGAGGAAACUAGCUCUAGCACUUCAGAGUGAUGAUGAGGAUGAGUUGCUACAUGAACUGGAUGCAGAGCUUCUUGCUAGACCUAAAAACAGAUCUCCAAUGGCAUUUACAGCGCAGAAGUUUAAGAACUUAGAACAUGACAACACACCCAGUUUACUAAAUGGGAUGCAAGGCUUUGACAUGAGACAACUACAAAUUCAUAACAGGCAGUUAUUGGAACAGUUGAAAAUAAGAGAUGAAGAAAUUUCAAGAUUAACAGAAGAGAAUAGAGCACACAAAUCUGAAAUAGCCCAGCUGAACUCCACUUUAAGUCAGUGCCAUUGUAAAUACAGCCCAAACUUGACUAGUGCAGAUGACCUUUAUUUACCACAGAUAAAAGAGUUAGAGAAAACAAUAUCUCAGCAAGAAAAGGAAAUUAAAUUCUUCAAAGAGAAAUUAACAAGUCAUGACAGCUCUGCUAAGAAAACUAUUCAAAGCUUGCAAAAUGAACUCAAAUCUAGAGUUGAUCAGAUCACUAAAAUGUAUGAAGAAUGUUGUAAAGAAAAAGACACCAUUGUCAUACGUUUUGCUGAAUCAGAGGCCAAGCUUAUGGAAGCUAAACGUAUGAUAGAAAAGUGGGAAGCUAAAGCUAAAGAGGCCUUGAAAGAAAAGGAAAGUAUGAUUAGUGCUGUUAAGACUGCCAAAGCUGACAAGGAAAGGCUUGUUGUUAGUUUUGAGACCAAGUGUGCAGAAAUAAGUAACUUAAAUAAAGAAAUUGAAAAGUUGAAAGAAGCCUUGAGUUCGAGUGAAUUUCGGAUCAAGUGGUUUCAAAAUAAGUUGAAGGAUGAACUUGAGCAACACAAGGAAACCAAAGCUACACUUGAGAAGACAACUGUUAAGUUAAAAGAAGCUCGGGAAGAAACAGAAAUAAUUCGCCAAGAAUGUCAAUCUAUUGUUAAACGAUAUCAAGAGUCUGAAGAAAUCAAGUCCAAUAGUUUAGACAAGGAGUUGAAGAUUAAAGAGACAGAACUAAGAACACAAAUGCAAGAGAAAAAUGAUACAGAAGAAAUUCAUCAAAUGACCAAAAGAGAGUUAGAUUCUUUGAAGGUGCAACAUAAGGAUAUCUUGGAAGAAGUGAAAGCUCUCAAAGACAAGGUUCAAUGUCUUGAAGUGGAGAGGCAACAGAACCAUCUCAUGAUUGAAAACUAUCAAGAAAUUAUGCAGAGACAGAAGACAGACAAUGGGACCCUUAAAGCACAAGUCUCUGCUCUGUCAAGUCUUGAGGAUGAAUAUAAAAGAGCUCAGGAGCUGAUCAAAAGUCUUGAUAAAGAUAUAAUUGAACUCAAGGUAGCUAACCGUGAUCUUCAGAAAGAUAUGGAAGCAUGCAGAGAGAGGGAGUCCAAGAUGCUGUCCCUUCAGUCAGAAUUAAGUCGAUCAAAUGCUAUUAUUAAAUCUGAAAACACGACUCUAAUCAACAAGUCAUCAUUACUGGCUGAAGAGGUAGAAAGAAUGAAGAAAGAAGUUCAAGAAUUGGAAGAUAAUGUUAAGAAGCUGAAAGAGAAAUAUGAGGAAGAGAAAAGUAAAAGAGAGAGUGAAGUGUCCAAGAUGGAGAUAUUGAUUUCAGAAAAGACCAAAGAUUGUAAUGAGUUUAAACAAAAAUGGGAAGAUGAACUGGACAAUUCAAAAACAUUAAAAAGAAGGCACGCCAAUAAUAUAAAGGACUUGACUCGUCAGCUUCAGCAAGUGAAGAAAAAGUUGGAGAGUAUGGAAGGAAAAGGUGAUGCAGGGAGCAUGGGAUCUCGAACAAACUCAAAUGGAAGUUUAAAUUCAAUAGACAAUACACAACAUCCUCAACCACCUCCACAAGAGACAGUGAUCACUGAACAGGUAGAAGUUGAUAAACAAGUUCUUAUUGAAAGAAUUGUUCGCUUGCAAAAGGCUCAUGCUCGUAAAAAUGAAAAACUUGAAUUCCUGGGGGAGCACAUCCAGCAGCUGUUGGAAGAGAUCAAGAAGAAAAACAAGAUCAUACAAACAUAUAUUUUAAGAGAGGAAGCUGGGACACUGUCAUCUGAAGAGAUGGAUUCUAAUAAGGCCCAAGUGAAUGCUAUCUAUAAGAUGGAAGUUCAAAAGGAAAUACAGUCAUUACUGGCACGAAAAGGGGGCAUCAUGGCUUCUGUGUAUUCAGUACAUCAACAAGAUGGCACCAUGACCUUAGACCUUUCUCUUCAGAUCAACAGGAAGCUGCAAGCGGUUCUUGAAGAUACCCUGCUGAAAAACAUCACACUUAAGGAAAAUUUAGAUACACUUGGAGAAGAAAUCGCUAGACUAUCCCAGGAAAACAGGAGACUUCAGCUCAGUUUGCAAGAGAUUCAAAAACAUUCACAGCUAGUGCAGGCAUAGCAGUGACUAAAAUAUUUUACUUGAUAUUAGAGUUUUACUCAUUUUAAAACUGUUUUAGCAUUAACAUUAGCUUUUAACACCCCAAGAACCCUUCAUUUAAUUAUUAAUGAAUCCUAUAUGAAAUCCGAUAAGAUGAAUGAAAAAAAAAUGUUAGAGAAACUACACUGUUUUUAAAAGAUGUCAAGACUUAGAUCAGCUUUGAAUGACAAAAAAAAAGUUGUGUUUAUUCUUUGGUUAUUCUUUGGGUACUCAAGUUUUCCUAAUUGAGAAAGGAUUGCAUUCUUCACAAACAUUUAGUCAAUAUUUCUCUAUCUUGUGAUCAUUGGUUUCACAAUGUUGAUGCAAGAUUUUUGGGAACAUAUCCUAUAAUGCAAUCCCAUGUCAUUGGAGCUAUUCACAUAUUGAUGGUGUGAUGUUACAGUAUAUACGUUGUCAUUGCUCUGUCCUUAUACAUAUUUAUAUAUGCAUGUAUUUUACUUGUGGGACCAUCAUCAAUGUUGUUUGUUUUGUUGUUGUUUGUUUUGUUGACCUUAAAUAUGCUUAAGAUGGCUGGACAGACAAGCCAUACACUGGACUUCUUUGAGAAUACAUUUGAUUUACUUUUUUUUCUAAAUCCAUAUUUAUGAACAUUGUACAUAGGGUAGUAGUCUUCAUUUGUAGUGGUUGGGGAACUUUGACCCCUUUGUACCUAACCAACAUUAUUUCCUUUUUGCUUGACUUUCUUUGAUUGCAAUAUGAUUCUGGGAUGUGCAAUGUUAUAUAGGGUGUAGAUUUUCUGCUCUUUGAUAUUUAUGGCUAGUGAUUACUGAUGUACAUUAUAAUAUUGAUAAUAAUUGUAUUAGGCAUUGUUUAAAAGCACAAAGGUUAAUGAAGAUGGCAGUAGUUCAUGUGGCUAUGAAGACCCAGCUGUGACAUUUUGUCAGAUCUGAUGAAAUUUGUUGGCUGAGCAUUGUUUUUAUUGUUGAGUUAUAUUAUUUUAAUGAAUACAUUUGCAUCUAUAUGUUGGGUUGUUUAAGAUUGCCCAAACUAUCUAAUGUAAUGUUAAAGCAAUGAAAUGGAAUUUGAGGUAACAUUUGUUAUUCUGCUGUAAAAUGAUUGAGUUUGAAAUCUAACAAUCUUUAUUCUGAAAAACUCCAAAAACAUUUUAUGCAUUUUAGAUUCUAAUUGGUCCUUUGGUGAUUUGUGUGUGUGUUUGUAUAUAUAAGUAGCGGGGUGUGGUAGCUGAGUGAUAAAGCUGUUGGUUUCCAAACCAGGGAGUCUCAAGUUCAAAUCCUUGUGAAGAAGGGGAUUUUGAAUUUCUUGAUUUCUACAGGUGCUGAGUUCACCCAACUCUAAUUGUACCUGAUAUACAUUGGGCAAGUAUGUGUGGUUGUUGUCCUGAACACAAGACACCCUCAUAAGCCGGCAUCUAAAGAAAAAGAUUUACAUUAUUUGCCCCCAUAGAUCUGAAAGGGGCUACCUUUCUAUUUAUUUAUAAAAGUAUAUUUAAUUUUCUCUCUAUAAGUAGCUGUAAACUGGUCUCCUUAUUUGUUGCAGUUUCUUACUAAGUCAUUAGAGAUAUAUAUUUUUUUUUGUUGUAAGUAAACUUGUUUGUUGUGAUACCUUUUGUCUACUUUUAAGUUUUUAACAUGUCACAUUGUUAUCCCUGUUUCUUUAAAUCUUUUAGAACUAGUAUUACUCAAGAAAAAUAGUAAAGAAGAUAAUUCAAAAUAUCUUAGGUUAUACAAAAUAAUGUUGCAAUAUUCUUUGAAAAAAAAGUUUUGUUAUAGUUAUCACAGCUUGAAUCUAUGACUACAGCUGUAGAAGUUAAUCAGCACAUUAUUCUAAUUUUUUUUUAAUGUAAAUAUGAUUUUAAAAAUUUUUUGUACAAUUCCUCCGAUUGGCAUACACAACUGUUGAUGGGGUGAAGACUAGAUAGGUAUUAUGUAGACCACCAUCAGCUUUAUAAAGUAGGAAUUGAUUACAUUGAAAACUUUGUCACUUGCUUUUUUUUUUUUUUUUGUGUUAUUUUAUUUUACUUCAAAAAGUGCAAUUGUUGAAACAGGUUUUGUUUUGUAUUUUAUUCUAUUUAGCCUCAGUUGAAGUCAAAAGUAUUAUUUCAUAUCGUUUGAAUGCAAAUUGUAAUGUAUACAUUCAAUUUUUUAUUUAUUCCUUUCUGUGUUUGACCAGUGACAUGCCUUGGACACAGUCCCAUGUUGAUGAACUCUUGGAGACCUCAGUCUUAUAUUGUCAUCUAUGAUUUUUAGUCUGCUUUGAACAUUCUGUAACUGUUAAAGUGCUGGUCAUUUUGACUAGUUGAAAAUAGAAUGACUUCAGAUUAAACUGUUUGCCACUGGAGAUUUGUAGCAUGAAAAACAUGCCAUGUGAUAUGUACAAUACAUUCUAAGAUAUUCAGGUUAGAAAUUGAAAACCAAUGCAGACUGAUUUAGAUUCUAAAGUUUUACCAUUAGAAGUUUUGUAAUUAUUUGAUGAACAAAUACAAGAAGACAGAAAUCAUUGUAUCCCAAUGAAACACAAACAGAUACCCUGAUACAAUCCAUAACAAUGAUAUCUUACUGAUGUUUAAAACAGCCCUUAGUGUAUGACAUUAGAAUGUUUAUUUUCUUUAAAUACAUAUACUUCAAUGUUGGAAUUGGUUUUAUAGUGGCUGCAUACUUGAGGAAAUAACCUGCAUGUAUUUUACAGCUUUAACUUAUCAAACUAAAUUGAUACAAUAGAGCCAUUUAUUUGAACAUGAAUGUGAGAAGUCUCAGGUUCUACAAUCUAUUCAAGAGUUUUUUUUAUUGGGUGUGUUUUUGUUCUUUUUUUUUUUUUCAAUUUCUUUUCAUAAUUUUUUUUUCUUACACUGGUGAUUAGGAAAGCUCAUUUUAUUGCUAAUAACAAUCUGCACUGAGUCUGGCUGUUGUAAAUAUUGCAACAAUAGUUUGAUUGAGUUUUGUAUGUAGUCUGUACAUCAUUGGUUAGCAUUGGAAGGUUGUGAUAUUGAUUUAUUUACUCAUUGAUCUUUUUGUUUUCUUUUUUUUUCCCCAUGCAAUGAUUUUGUUUUGCCAUCAUUCCAGAUCUAUCACAUGCCAUAAUAGAAUAAAAUGAUCAACAUUCUAA